Messenger RNA from Lodderomyces oxycetoniae, 2397 nucleotides. It is a transcript of the gene SKN2, whose product is annotated as Skn2p. The coding region runs from base 1 to 2397 and encodes 798 amino acids. Gene Ontology annotation, biological process: fungal-type cell wall organization; (1->6)-beta-D-glucan biosynthetic process. Lineage: Eukaryota; Fungi; Ascomycota; Pichiomycetes; Serinales; Debaryomycetaceae. Gene Ontology annotation, molecular function: glucosidase activity. The transcript has a single exon. The record is from RefSeq and is a predicted model, not a curated record. Gene Ontology annotation, cellular component: plasma membrane; endoplasmic reticulum membrane.
AUGCCUUUCAGUCGUUCUCGAGAUUUGACGUCUGAUUCCAGUUUGAUAGCAGGUGAAAGCCAAGGUGAAAGCCAAAGUGGAAGCCAAGAUCCCUUUAAGACCAAUUUCAAUGAAGAAACUACUGCAGAUUUCUCCCAUCACCAGCACCACCAGCACUAUCACAACAACAACAACAACAACAACAACACCACCACCACCACCAACCACAACAACAAUGUAACAAUAGCUUCUGAUGUCGACCCGGCUAGUCUGAGAGGUUCCUCAUCUUCGACACUCUCGUCUAUCGGUAAAAUUAAUGACAACAACAGUAAGCACCAAAAGCUACUGCUGAUGCCGCUGAUGCCACUGAUGCCACUGUCACAGCAGCCAUAUAUCACCAAUGCAAACUAUCCAAGUACCGAAAGUUGUUCAAACCUAUUCAAUCCAUUUGCAUUUGGAUCUGCUUCUACCUCUACAUCUUCAUCUUCGGCUAGAGCCCGAAUGACCCCACCGUUAGCUCCUUCUCCACUUGGACCACCUAAAAUUAGCGCAUAUUCCUUCACCAACAUAUCAUCAUCGUCUUCUAUUCCUCCUUCCCCCAUGAAAUAUCAAAAAAACCAUAUACGAAAUGACAGUUUGGUUAUCAACUCUCCCCCACCUUAUGAUAGGUACCCUAAAAUCCAAGAUCUCGAAAACAGCUUCCAGCUGCGGCAACAACAGCAACAGCAACAACAACAACAGCAACAACAGCAAUACCCAUCUCCGCCAGACUCGCCAUACUCAGAUAACUCCAAUUUGAAGCUUCCCCUAUCCGAAAAAGACGAUUCCUUCCUUGUCAAAUACGACCCUAAUCCAUUUGGCGGGUAUCCGGCAUCAUUGUUCCCACUCGAUAUAAACGAAAAAGAGUCAGACGAUUACCUACAUAACUCGGAUCCUAUCAGAGAUGCAAAUUACGAAAACCACAGGUUUUGGUACGACUUAAAGUACGGUGAUAAAAAGUCAUAUUUCGGCUUAUUGGGCUUCUUAUUCCUUAUCGCUGCAGUUAUUGCAGUAUUUGUCAUUUUACCUUCGGUUACAUAUACAGGUAUUACAGAUCAUGCUAAGCCAAUCCAUCAUACAUACGACAUUCUAACUCACUACCACUAUCCUCUAUUGAGUGCUAUAAGACAAAGCCUAAUCGACCCCGAUACGCCAGAAGAAGCAUUGACAAUAGAAGCUCGAGACGGUAGCGUUUGGAACCUAAUUUUCAGCGAUGAGUUCAACUGUGAAGGAAGAACGUUUUAUGAAGGAGAUGACCAGUUCUUUACAGCUCCUGAUUUGCAUUAUGAUGCUACUAAGGAUCUUGAGUGGUAUGAUCCCGAUGCUGUUACCACAAAAAAUGGUACUUUAAACUUGCAAAUGGAUGCUUUUAAGAACCAUAAUUUAUUUUAUCGUUCAGGAAUGGUACAAUCGUGGAACAAGAUGUGUUUUACUCAGGGAAAGAUUGAGAUUUCAGCUAGGUUACCAAACUAUGGUACUGUUUCUGGGCUAUGGCCUGGGUUAUGGACAAUGGGCAAUUUGGGUAGACCAGGCUAUUUAGCUACAACCGAGGGUGUUUGGCCAUACUCGUAUGAUUCUUGUGAUGCAGGUAUAACUCCAAAUCAGUCAUCGCCAGAUGGCAUAUCAUACCUACCAGGACAGAGACUAAACAAAUGCACAUGUCCAGGGGAGUCUCACCCAAAUCCAGGAGUAGGCAGAGGUGCCCCUGAGAUUGAUAUAAUCGAAGGUGAAGUUAUGACAGAUUCAACUGGUGUGAAAGAAAGCAAUGGUAUUGCUUCUCAGUCUUUACAAAUUGCCCCCAUGGAUAUUUGGUAUAUGCCUGACUACAACUUUAUUUCAGUACACAACACCUCAAUAACCACAAUGAACACUUAUGCCGGUGGUCCUUUCCAACAAGCAAUCAGUGGAACUACAAUGUUGAAUAAGUCGUGGUAUCAACGAAGUCGCACUCCGGGUGUACCACACUUGUACCAAACUUACGGCUACGAAUAUCUUAAUGACAACGACCUGGGUUAUAUACAAUGGUUUGUUGGAAAAGAUCCAACAAUCACAGUAGAAAGCACCGCACUACAUCCAAAUGGGAAUAUUGGUUGGAGAAGGAUUUCUAAAGAGCCAAUGUCAAUAAUCAUGAAUCUUGGUGUUUCCAAUAAUUGGGCAUACAUCGAUUGGAGAGAAAUAGUGUUCCCUUCUAUAUUUCAAAUCGAUUAUGUAAGAGUAUAUCAACCCCCAGAUGCAAUCAAUGUUGGCUGUGACCCAGCGGAUUAUCCCACGUAUGAUUAUAUACAAGACCAUAAUAACAUCUACCUGAAUGUCAACUAUACAAAGUUUGAACAAGGCGGGUAUACAAUUCCAAAGAAUAAGCUUACUGGGUGUCGAUAG